GGGUCUCGCGGCCCGGCCGGCCGGCCGCGCGCCCCGGAGCCGUCCAUGGUGCAGCGCAUGUGGGCCGAGGCGGCCGGGCCUGCGGGCGGCGCCGAGCCGCUGUUUCCGGGCUCCCGGCGGAGUCGCAGCGUGUGGGACGCAGUGCGCCUGGAGGUGGGCGGCCCCGACAGCUGCCCGGUGGUGCUGCACAGCUUCACGCAGCUCGACCCGGACCUGCCGCGCCUGGAGAGUUGCACGCAGGAGAUUGGCGAGGAGCUGGUCAACGGGGUCAUCUACUCCAUCUCCCUGCGGAAGGUGCAGGCACACCACGGUGCCACCAAGGGCCAACGCUGGCUCGGGUGUGAACACGAGUCGGCCCUGAACCUGUAUGAGACCUGCAAGGUGCGCACGGUGAAAGCCGGCACGCUGGAGAAGCUGGUGGAGCACCUGGUGCCUGCCUUCCAGGGCAGCGACCUCUCCUACGUCACCGUCUUCCUGUGCACAUACCGAGCCUUCACCACCACCCAGCAGGUGCUGGACUUGCUGUUCAAAAGCAGGUACGGUAGAUGUGAUGCCCUCACGGCCUCCUCUAGAUACGGAUGCAUCUUUCCUUAUUAUGACGAGGACGGCGGACCCCAGGACCAACUCAAAAAUGCCAUCUCCUCCAUUCUGGGCACCUGGCUGGACCAGUACUCGGAGGACUUCUGUCAGCCCCCAGACUUUCCCUGCCUCAAGCAGCUGGUGGCCUACGUGCAGCUCAACAUGCCCGGUUCCGACCUCGAGCGCCGUGCCCACCUUCUACUGGCCCAGCUGGAGCACGCAGAGCUCCCGGAGGCCGAACCCGAGGCUCUGUCACCAGCUCCAGCUCCAGAACUAGAGCUGGCGCCAGCACCAAGUCUAGUGCCAACUCCGGAGCUAAAGCUGGCUCCGGCAACAGCUUCAGCACCUGCGCUGGAGUUAGAGCCGGCCCUAGCACCAGAGUCAGAACCAGAGCUACAGCUGGAUCCAACACCAGCUCCAGAACCAGAGCUAGAGCUGGCUCCAGCACCCGCUCCAGCACCCGCUCCAGCACCGGCUCCGGCACCAGAGCUAGAGCUGGCUUCAGCACCGGCUCUAGAGCUAGAGGCUGCUCUAUCACAAACUCUAGAGCUAGAGGCAGCUCUAGUACCCGAGCCCCCCUGGCCUUCACCUGUGGCUGCAGAAAAUGGCCUGAACGAGAAGCCUCACCUCUUGGCCUUCCCUCCUGACCUGGUGGCAGAGCAGUUCACGCUGAUGGAUGCGGAGCUGUUUAAGAAGGUGGUGCCCUACCACUGCCUGGGCUCCAUCUGGUCGCAGCGGGACAAGAAGGGCAAGGAACACCUGGCUCCCACUGUCCGUGCCACCGUCACCCAGUUCAACAGCGUGGCCAACUGCGUCAUCACCACCUGCCUGGGGGACCGGACUGUGACGGCCCGAGACAGGGCCAGGGUGGUGGAGCACUGGAUCGAGGUGGCCAGGGAGUGCCGUGUUCUCAAGAACUUCUCGUCACUCUACGCCAUCCUGUCGGCCCUGCAGAGCAACUCUAUCCACAGGCUGAAGAAGACGUGGGAAGAAGUUUCCAGGGACAGCUUCCGCACCUUUCAGAAGCUGUCGGAGAUUUUCUCAGAUGAGAACAACUACUCACUGAGCAGGGAGCUGCUCGUCAAGGAGGGCACCUCCAAGUUUGCCACCCUGGAGAUGAACCCCAAGAGAGCCCAGAAGCGGCCAAAGGAGACGGGUGUCAUCCAGGGCACUGUCCCCUACCUGGGCACGUUCCUCACAGACCUGGUGAUGCUGGACACCGCAAUGAAGGACUAUCUGUAUGGGAGACUCAUCAACUUUGAGAAGCGGAGGAAGGAAUUUGAAGUGAUCGCCCAGAUCAAGCUGCUGCAGUCAGCCUGCAACAAUUAUAGCAUCACACCCGAGGAGCACUUCCAGGCCUGGUUCCAGGCCAUGGAGCGACUCAGCGAGACGGAGAGCUACAAUCUGUCCUGUGAGCUGGAGCCCCCCUCCGAGUCGGCCAGCAACACCCUCAAGGCCAAGAAGAACGCGGCCAUCGUCAAGCGCUGGAGCGACCGCCAGGCCCCCAGCACGGAGCUCAGCAGCGGCGGCAGCUCCCACUCCAAAUCCUGUGACCAGCUCAGGUGCGGCCCCUACCUCAGCAGCGGGGACGUCGCCGACGCACUCAGUGUCCACUCGGCCGGCUCCUCGAGCUCCGACGUGGAAGAGAGCAGCGUGAGCUUUGUCCCUGAGUCCCCCGAUGGCCAGGAGAAGAAGUUCUGGGAGUCAGCCUCCCAGUCAUCCCCGGAGACCUCCGGCAUCAGCUCGGCCUCCAGCAGCGCCUCGUCCUCCUCAGCCUCCACGACGCCCGUGGCCGCCACGCGUACCCACAAGCGCUCCGUCUCGGGGGUCUGCGGCCACAGCUCCUCACUGCCCCUCUACAACCAGCAGGUGGGCGACUGCUGCAUCAUCCGCGUCAGCCUGGACGUGGACAACGGCAAUAUGUACAAGAGCAUCCUGGUCACCAGCCAGGAGAAGGCUCCAGCCGUCAUCCGCAAGGCCAUGGACAAGCACAACCUAGACGAGGACGAGGCGGAAGGGUACGAGCUGGUGCAGGUCAUGUCUGACGACCGCGAGCUGAAGAUCCCGGACAACGCCAACGUGUUCUACGCCAUGAACUCUACUGCCAACUAUGACUUUGUCCUAAAGAAACGGACCUUCACAAAGGGGGCAAAGGUCAGGCAUGGCACCAGCUCGACUCUUCCUCGCAUGAAGCAGAAGGGGCUCAAGAUCGCAAAGGGCAUCUUCUAACUCAUCCCGGGUGCUGGCCCGCCACAGGACCGCUCUCUCAGGGUCAGGCUGGCUGGGUCAAGGAGCGCUUCCAGACUCCAGUGGCCCAGGCCGGGUGGCCACCUUCCAUCCGGACGCCGGCUCAGGCCACCCCCCUGACUCAUUUCACCCUGAACACCUCCCGUUGCCGGGAUUGACGCCUGCUGUCCGACAGGCUGACCUGGCCUCCCGUGGACCACUCGCCGCCUUAGGUGCCUUCUGCUCUCCGGAACCAGAGGACCAACUGACCUUGGCCAAGGAGUGCUGUCAGUGCGCACGGAGCCCCACGUGCCCCCAGGCACUGCCCUCUGUGCACUUUCCCGCACACCUGCUCAGGUGCGGGUCACUGCCACUGUGCCCGUGGGCACCCCAGGGCACCUGCUCAUCCACUGGGUCUGACCACUGCAAUGCUCUCCUCACGCCCACAGGCAACAGCCCGUGCCCUUCUCGGGUCCCAGCCCCUCUUUUCCACCACGCUAGCCUUUCCCUGGCCACACCAAAGAUCCCACCAUCGGGGCCAGCAGAGUGAGGGAGUCUCACCCACCCCCACCCAGCCCUCCCCCAGGAGAGGGGGUGGGGGAUGCUCUUCACAGAUCACACUCUUCACAUGGUGAGUGAGGACGGUCUCAGCCGAGUCCCAUUGACAUUGAAUCUCACGACACUGCAGGCACCACUCACCCCUGCACCCUGGGCUUCACGAGACCACACGAGAUGGCGGAUCGUGGGCAAGGAGGAUUUGGGGGACGGGGAGGGGUGAUGAACAUUUGUAUAGAAGUCAAAAACAAAACAAAAAAAAGUUUACCGGUUGGGGAGGGGCAAUAUUUAUUUCUUGUAAAUAGUAAAUGCUAGACUUGAAUAUUCUAUUAAAAGCCAGUUUCUAUA
Messenger RNA from Hyaena hyaena (striped hyena), 3708 nucleotides. It is a transcript of the gene RALGDS, whose product is annotated as ral guanine nucleotide dissociation stimulator. The transcript has 18 exons. Lineage: Eukaryota; Metazoa; Chordata; Mammalia; Carnivora; Hyaenidae. Gene Ontology annotation, cellular component: plasma membrane. The record is from RefSeq and is a predicted model, not a curated record. Gene Ontology annotation, biological process: positive regulation of GTPase activity; Ras protein signal transduction. Bases 46 to 2808 code for a protein of 920 amino acids. Gene Ontology annotation, molecular function: guanyl-nucleotide exchange factor activity.